GUUAAAAAUUUCAUCAACAUCGUGUAAACUGACCAUCACUAGUCGUCCUUCUUGUAAAAUAAAUUCCUGGUCGCCGCUGUAAGUACAUGCAGAAGGUUAUGGCAGCACUGCAAAGUCUGAGAGGAGAAGCAGGUCCAGUUUUUGGUCCCAUAGGCCUAAAUGGAGAUGAAGAAGAGGAGGAAGUCUCACCUGCAGUUUUAAUGAGUGUUUUGGCCCAGCAUGGACAGGUGGCCCUCUGCUUUUAUGACAGUAGUAACUCCUCUCUGCACUACAUGAAAGAUACUCCUGACAACUCUGAGCUCCACCUGCUGGCCAGAGUCAUCCAGGAGGUCAGUCCCCAUGUUAUCAUUACCAGUGCAAAGCAGGAGCGCUGCAUGACACGCUUCCUGCAACAACUUGGUGCAAACCCAGACUACAAACCAGAGGUGGUAAUUUAUCCAUUUGUUGACUUUGGUGUAGAAGUUGGAAAGCAGAGGCUGCUGUCUGCCAAUCUGCCUUUCCUUCCUGCUUCCACUCCAAAGAAAGACAAAAUGUCCUACCUCUUCUCCUGCAUCCCCUUUGACUCGCCCCUGAUGCUGAGGGCAGUGGGAGCUCUGCUCAAAUGUCUGGACAGGAGGAGAGUAGGAGUGGAGCUGGAAGACAGCAGUGUUGGAGUCCCUAUCCUACAGUUUCACGCCUACACACUUAAAGGUGUUGUUUGCAUUGACCUUGACACCUACAGUGUAUUGCAGAUCUUCAAGUCAGAACUUCACCCGUCAGUGUAUAAGCUGCAUUCAGGUGAAAAAGAAGGGCUCAGUCUUUAUGGGAUACUGAACCGCUGCAGGUCCAAGUUUGGUUCUAAAGUACUGCGUGAGUGGUUUCUGCGGCCAACUCAGGACCUUGCUGUGUUACACAGACGACAAGAAGUGAUCCGCUUCUUCACGUCACCUCAGAACUCCGAUGUCCUGAGCACUCUGCAGUCCUCGCUGCGCAACAUCAGCAACAUACCAACUCUUCUGCGCAGGAUGUCUCUCUCUCACACCAAAGCCACAGACUGGCAGAGUCUCUACAAGACAGUGUACAGUGUAGUGUGUAUCAGGGACACUGUUCGACACCUGCCUCAGUCCAUUCAGCUUUUCCAUGACAUCAGUGAAGGUUUCUCGGAUGACCUUCAGUAUAUUGCCUCCCUCAUCAGCAGAGUGGUGGAUUUUGAGAGCAGCAUAGCUGAGAACCGAUUCACCAUCAAACCCAAUGUGGAUCCAGCAAUAGAUGAGAAGAAGAGGAGGAUGAUGGGUUUGUCCGACUUCCUCACUGAUGUCGCCAGAAGAGAACUGGAACACCUGGACACUCGCAUCCCCUCCUGCUGUGUCAUCUACAUCCCUCUGAUUGGGUUUCUACUCUCUGUCCCUCGCCUGCCCAGCAUGGUGGAGAAAGAGGACUUUGAGAUAGAGGGGCUUGAAUUCAUGUUUUUGUCCGAGGAUCGUCUGCACUACCGCAGCCAGAGAACCAAGGAGCUUGAUGACCUCCUAGGAGACUUACACUGUGAUAUUAGAGAUAUGGAGACGGCAGUGAUGACACAGUUACAGAACACAAUCCUCGAGAAGAGCACCGCCCUCUAUAAGGUUCUGGAUCUCACUGCUGAGCUGGACUGUCUGAUGGCUCUGAGCAGCGCCUCGCAGGAGUAUGGCUACACCUCACCAAAACUCUCCAACCAAAGGAGGAUUACCAUCGUACAGGGCAGACACCCUCUUUUAGAGCUGUGCUCCCCUGUGUUUGUGGCCAACUCCUUCCAGAGCUGCGAGUCAGAGGGCAGAGUCAAAGUCAUUACUGGCCCAAAUUCAUCUGGAAAGAGCAUCUACCUCAAACAGGUGGGUCUGAUUGUGUUCAUGGCUCUGAUUGGCUCAGAUGUACCAGUUAAGGAGGCAGAGAUUGGUCUCGUGGAUGGGAUCUUUACUCGCAUGCAGAGCAGAGAAUCUGUAUCUGUGGGCCUCAGCACUUUCAUAAUAGACCUUAACCAGAUGGCCCAGGCUCUGAACAGCAGCACCGGCAACUCAUUAGUUCUCAUCGAUGAAUUUGGAAAAGGAACUAACACAGUGGAUGGCUUGUCCCUGUUGGCGGCAUCAAUCUCUCAUUGGCUGAAAAAAGCUCCAGUGGAUGUUCCUCACGUGCUGCUGGCCACAAACUUCCACAGUCUGCUGCAGCUGGGCCUCCUCCCCUCCUCCAGCCUGCUGUCUGUUCUGACUCUAGAGACUGCGGUGGAUGGGGAUGAGUUGGUGUUUCUGUACCAACUAAAAGAAGGGAUCUGUCAGUGCAGUUAUGCUGCCAACAUCGCCACUCUGGCAGGCCUGCCAGCCAGCCUCGUACAGAGGGGAGUGGAGGUAUCUGAACUGUACCGGACAGGGCGUCCCAUCAAACGCAUCGACAGAGCAUCUUCAGAUGAGCAGGCGAAUAGGUGCAGGUCUGUGGUGGAGAAGUUCCUGUGCCUGGACCUGGAGGACAAAGACUUGGACCUUCAGUACUUUAUGAAACAGGAGCUCCUGCCCUCUGCUGGGGAGCUGCUGAACUGCAGCUGAGCUGUUCUGCUGCAGUCACAUUUCUCCAAUUCUGCGGUUCAUCAGAUGUCUGUCAUGGAGAGAGGGGAGGAAUGGGAAGGCAG
This is a messenger RNA of Cheilinus undulatus (humphead wrasse), 2635 nucleotides long. It is a transcript of the gene msh5, whose product is annotated as mutS homolog 5. NCBI's taxonomy places the organism in Eukaryota, Metazoa, Chordata, Actinopteri, Labriformes, Labridae. The record is from RefSeq and is a predicted model, not a curated record. Gene Ontology annotation, cellular component: nucleus. Bases 87 to 2552 code for a protein of 821 amino acids. The transcript has 27 exons. Gene Ontology annotation, molecular function: ATP-dependent DNA damage sensor activity; ATP binding; mismatched DNA binding. Gene Ontology annotation, biological process: mismatch repair; chiasma assembly.